Messenger RNA from Zonotrichia leucophrys gambelii, 2872 nucleotides. RefSeq names its product MOK protein kinase (gene MOK). The record is from RefSeq and is a predicted model, not a curated record. NCBI's taxonomy places the organism in Eukaryota, Metazoa, Chordata, Aves, Passeriformes, Passerellidae.
UGUUUCAAUAUCCACAACAGAGCUGUACAGCUGUGUGCAAUGUCUGCUCAGGAAACCACCACAAAAACCUAAAUCUGUUGUGCUGACACAAGAGCAGUUUCUGCUGUCCCUGCCCAGAGAGAGUCACCCAUUCCUGAACCUGAAGGCAGAGCAGAGGAAAUCUGAACCUGUCUUCAUCUUAUCUGGCCUUUUAUUUCCAUAGUAUCUUUAAGGCCAGUGACAUAAAUUUUUAGGAAAGAAAAGGGUUUUUUUCAAGUACGACUUACUUUCCCCUAAUGAAUGAUUACCUAAAUCGGGUGAAUUAUUUCUUUUCAGGGAAUUGUAAUCCCCCCUGAAUAUGCAUGAUUAAAUGUUUUUCUCAGCUUGCUUAACACAGGUCAAGAAUUUUGAGUUUUGAAUCCUCCCUUUCUUUAAAGGGAAAAUCUUUUCUUGUGCACAAAUUGCCUUUUAAAAAUUUCUAUUUCCUAUGUGCAAUGAUAAAAUAUGACCUCAAUGAGAGAACUGCUGCCCAUCAAACCUUUCAGCACCCUUAUUUUCAAGAACUCUGGCAAACAGCCAAUACAUGAGCUUUAAACAUGCACAAAAAAUUAAGAGUAGUAGGAAAUACGUCAGGGCAAGUACCUCAGGAUUUGUGGCAAAUUUCAAAAGCAAGUCCCAGACAGCAUUCUCUCAGGAAAGUCUAGGAAAAAAAACAUCAACAUCAGUCUCCACUGGGAGAAUUACCAAAAUUAAUUUCUGGAGUGGCCAAAUUGAUUUCCUUUCCUACUCCUACAUUGCUAUCAGUUUUCUGGAAACCUAAGGAAGGUGGUGGAACCCCUGUGUUCCAGUCUGUCAGAUUUACUGGAUCAGAUAUUGAGGUGUAGACUCUCACUUGCCCACUGACACAUUUGAAACUUCUGUUGUUUCUUCAACAGUCUGAGAAACAGAAGGCACUUCAGUCUUCCCUGAAACAUUUCCAUUUGACUGCUAUAGAAGGAAUAGAAGUGAGAGAGACCCAGUCAUGCUUCUGUUGUUAGAGAUCUAACAAGAACAGCAGUGCCUGAUUUUGUCUUGCUCUGACAAUUUGCAGGAAAACCCCACAAGGUUUGAGGGCUGCUUUCCUACCAUUUUGAUAUGAUGUUCCUGAAGGGGGUCAAUAUUUAAUUAAAGCAUUGUUCUGGCAGAGCACAGAGAGUGUUCUGCAUUGAACUUCCUCAGUACUUGUUCCUUUUAGAACCUGAUGGAGGAGGAGGUUGGUUAAAAAUAACAUGAAAGGAUCUUUGAGUUCAAGUAUUAGGAAUGGAAUGUUAUCUACAGAAUUUAAGUUUUCCAAUUGUAUUACAAAUGACAGCUAACUGCUGUAUUUCUUUUAGAUUUAAGAGUUUGGGGUUUUUUCAGUUAGCUCUGGAAAUUGUUUUUCUCCUGUACUCAGUAACUUCCACCUCAGGUUUUACUGAGAAUGUGCAAAUUUUUCAGUCAUAUGAGAUACCUGAUUUUGAUGCAGUUUCUGUAACUGCUGAAUAUUUUUAUGUAACUAUAAUCUAAUUCAAAGCUAAACCAACUUUUUAGCUGAUUCAAAAGCAAACAAAACUUAGUCAUAGUUUGCUCCAAGCCAUUGAUCUUAACAUUAAUCAAAAGUCUUAACAGGGACUGAUGUUGCAGGCAGUUGCUUAAAAGAGCAGUAAAAGCACAUAGCUGAGAAUGCUUCAGAAAUCUGGCACACAGAUCACCAGCAACAAUUUAACAGAAUAUUCCCUAUUAUUAAAUAAGGUGAGAGUUAAAAGGCAACAUUCUUAUCUUACUAGGAAAGAAUCUUUAUUCCAGAUUGAUACCAUUGAUUUUUAAAUUCCUGAGAUCUAAAAACUUGCAUUAAAUAAUUUCUAAUACAUAAAUUUGGUGAUGUCUUAGAGAACAUUUUGUUAGUUAGAAAAUGAAAGUCUGUACAAAUCAUACUUGGCUGGGGGUGAAAAAUCUUCUCCCUGCCAAGUCUGCAUGCAAGACAGGUUUGGAAAAUAACCUUUUUGGAGGUUUUAAUAGUUAUAAAAGUUACUCUGCUCAUAACUGGGAAGUGAUCAUCAUUUUUUUCCAUAACCAAACACUGGGCUCUGGUGCUGCUGCUCAAAACCCCAGCCAUGAGCAGGAGGCAAAGGGCAUUUUGUGUGAGAGGUGCUGCUGCAGGGAGCACCGUGGAAAAUGGGGCACUGGGGAGGAGCACAUCACAUCCAAGUGUCACUCAGCCAACCCUCAGGCAUCAACCUGAGAUUUGUGCUCCAGAUCCAGACUAUUUAUUUUAACCAAUUAAGAUACACAAUGCAGUCAAAUACAGGUUAACAUAAAGAUCUUGUAAGAGUAAAAAUUAAGCUUGUUACAUUCUCAGCUCUCCUUCUGAGACUCCACAUGGCUGUGCAUUUGUGAAAAUAAUUAUUAUGCUUCUCACUCAUUUGAACUCUUCCAGUUAGUAGGCUUUUUGCUGUGGUUUGGUUGUUUUUGUAAGAAGAGGCAUCUCAACACUUGUAGGGCUCUGUUGUGACUGGAUUAGAUCCUAAUUCUUGUUCAGGUCAACUCUGGACAACUUUGAGCAUGCCCAAAUUCCACAUUGUAGCUUUUCUGUGUGGAAGCUCAAGUUCUUUAUGAAUCCUUUUGACAUCUACUGCUUAAAAGCACUUGUCUAACUUAUGUUUGUCUUCAUGUUUAGAAGAUGGUAUUAUUAUCACAUACUUUACUGAGGAUCAAUCUGACAUUUAUAAGGAGAUUCUUGAAAAUGUAAAAAUAGUCACAGGGUAAAUGUGGUGCAGACUGUGGGAGUAUUUGAUAUUGAUUCAAAUUUGACUAUCCAAGUUAAAUAUCCUGCACCACCUGCAUCAUGUACCAUUGCUCAAUUUAUGUCAUUUCU